Messenger RNA from Astyanax mexicanus (Mexican tetra), 3402 nucleotides. RefSeq names its product long-chain-fatty-acid--CoA ligase ACSBG2. Gene Ontology annotation, cellular component: endoplasmic reticulum; membrane. The transcript is spliced from 16 exons. The record is from RefSeq and is a predicted model, not a curated record. Lineage: Eukaryota; Metazoa; Chordata; Actinopteri; Characiformes; Acestrorhamphidae. Gene Ontology annotation, molecular function: long-chain fatty acid-CoA ligase activity. Bases 289 to 2589 code for a protein of 766 amino acids.
UGAGAGUGAAGUGUAGCGUUUAUCUACCUCUCUAUAUAGUGUAAUUCCAGGGCUGGGUGUCAGGACAAAGAGACACAAGACAAAGACUCUCUGCCUCUCCUGCAUAUUUAUUCCUAAAAGUGAAAAUUGUCCACAGUUUUGGGCAACCUAACCAUUUUUAAGGACCGAUCAAGAAUACCAUCAGCAUUGCCACACUGCAGCCAAGAGCUUCCUCAAGAUUUACUUCUAUAAGGGAAAAGUUUCCACAACCUGGCACAACUCAACCAUUUCCAAGGAGAUCAUCCCACAAUGGAAAGUAAAGUCGAGAGUUUCCCAAAGGUCUCCACCUCUAUAAAAGAUACCGACGAGGCACUCCAGGGCUCCAAGGCACAGCUUAACGGCAGCUGCUCAGGGUCAUUAAUUGGCAACGACAGCAUGAACCACAUGGGCAGCAAGGUGCAGAGGAUCUCCUCGACAGAUGAUUCUGGGAUAGACAGUCCAACUGUAGCUGAUGGCAAGCUUUUGGAAGAGGUGGAGGCUUUAUCAUUGUCAGAUUCAGCUUUUGAACCCAAAAAGGCAUCAGUGGGGAAUUUAGAGAAUGCUGUGACUGGAAAUCGAGGAGCCAGCAAGAUCACCGAAGAUGAGUCUAUCCCAAUUACAUUUGAGGUGCGCCUGGCUUCAGCAGAGCAGUACUGGAGCUCAGCGCGGGAUAAGGCUGUGAAGCUGAGGAUGGCUGAAUCGGGCCCGGGCUCUGAGGCUCCGCUCACAAUCCAUCAGAUGUUUCAAGAUACAGUGAAUAAGUAUGGAGAUCACCCAGCGCUGCGAUGGAAGGAAAACGGAGCUUGGACCACGCUGACCUACAAACAAUACUAUCAACAUUGCCGAACUGCAGCAAAGAGCUUUCUCAAGUUGGGGUUGGAGCGUUUCCAUGGUGUUGGUAUUCUGGGCUUCAAUUCUCCAGAGUGGUUCAUCUCAAACGUUGCCUGCAUCAUGGCUGGAGGCCUCACCACUGGAAUCUACACCACCAACUCUGCAGAAGCAUGCCAGUACGUCGCCCAUAACUGUGAAGCCAAUGUGAUUGUUGUUGAGAACAACAAACAGCUUGUGAAAAUCCUUCAGGUUAAAGACCAGCUUCCACAUUUAAAGGCUAUUGUUCAAUACAAAGGUGAACUGGAGAGAAAGAUUCCAAAUUUGUACACGUGGGCUGACUUCAUGAAACUGGGUACAGAUAUUGCAGAUGAUCAGCUGGACGACCUGAUUAACAGCCAAAAUGCUAACGAGUGCUGCUCACUCAUCUACACCUCAGGAACCACAGGAAACCCUAAAGGAGUCAUGCUCAGCCAUGACAAUAUCACAUGGAUCGCAAAUGCCUCUGGCAUGAUGAUCGGCACCAAAAUGAAGGAGGAGUCAUUAGUGAGCUACCUGCCCCUUAGCCAUGUGGCGGCGCAGGUCAAUGACCUGUGGGUUAGUAUGAAGUUUGCUGGCACCACCCACUUUGCGGAACCAGAUGCAUUGAAGGGUUCUUUAGCAAACACUCUGAGAGAUGUGCGUCCUACGUCCUUUUUGGGAGUUCCACGCGUUUGGGAAAAGAUGCAGGAAGCGAUGCAAUCCAUUGGCGCAAAGAAUUCCGCCAUGAAGAAGAGAAUAGCUGAUUGGGCGAAGGGGAUUGGACUACAGACCAAUUACAACUUGAUGAAUGGUGAUACAUCUGUACCCUGGGGUUUCAUGCUGGCCAAUAAUCUGAUCUUCAAGAGAGUGCGAGCUGCCCUCGGGCUGGACCGCUGUAGAACCUGCUUCACGGGGGCUGCACCCAUCACCAAAGAGACCCUGGAAUACUUCAUGAGCCUCAACAUUCAACUGUAUGAGCUGUAUGGCAUGAGCGAGAGCACAGGACCACACACGUUAUCCUGGGAAAACAACUUCCGUAUUAUGAGCUGUGGUAAAGUGAUACGAGGCUGCAAAACCAAGCUGGACAAGCCAGAUGAGGACGGCAAUGGGGAAGUGUGCUUCUGGGGCCGACACGUCUUCAUGGGCUACCUCAACAUGCCUGAAAAGACCGAUGAGGCACUGGACACGGAAGGCUGGUUGCACUCAGGAGAUCUGGGAAAGCUUGACCAAAAUGACUUCAUGUACAUCACGGGAAGAAUAAAAGAGCUGAUCAUCACUGCUGGAGGAGAGAAUGUCCCACCGGUCCCAAUUGAAGACGCACUCAAGGAGGAAGUUUCCAUCAUUAGCAAUGCCAUGUUAGUGGGAGAUAAAAAGAAAUUCCUGGCCAUGCUUCUCACUCUGAAGUGUAAGGUUGAUGACAACGGUGAUCCCACGGAUGAGCUGACUCCACUGGCAUUAGAGUACUGCCAGCAGCGCGGAGUCACCGCAACCAAAGUCUCUGAGAUCAUCAACAACAAAGAGCCAGCCAUUUACAAAGCUAUCCAGGAGGGUGUAAACAUUAUUAAUGAAAAAGCCACGUCCAACGCUCAGAGGGUCCAGAAGUGGACCCUUCUCCCACGAGACUUCUCUAUAUCUGGAGGGGAGCUUGGACCUACUAUGAAGCUCAAGAGGCCUGUUGUGUCAAAAAUGUACAAAGAUGACAUCGACAAGUUUUAUGAGUAAUGCAUGACAAUCUUCGACUUGGACUCAAAUUUAAGAAUGUUAAACUGGACCAAAACACCUCGGUCCAUUUACCUUUAUAUUGCUUAAAAUAUAUUGACUUUUACUCACUCCACCUCACAAACAGCUAACAGGAACUGUUAUAAACUGACACUCUGUGUAUAUAGCACCUUCCGAUUAUGACUGCACUAUUUGUACAUAAUGGGCUCAAAUCAUAGCUAAAACUAGCACCCUCAACUUUGUACAACUGUGAUAACUCUACUGUAUCUGUGGUGAAUUAUGUUUGCUAAUUUAACUACUGGGUGUUUAAAUUUUUUAUGCCUUAUGACUAUAUGUCUGUCACUAUUGCCUGGUACCUGACUUGGUAAAUAAUUUACAAUAAGCAAUAAACAUGUAAAUCUAGUUCACACAAAAAAUUAUGUAGUGGUAAUCUAACGUGUUAUUUAGCAUCAUGUACAUUAACUGUGUUAAUUUUCCUAUAAUGAGUUUACUGAUAGCAAUUCUGGGUGAAUAAUUGCAGGUAAAGCAGAUCUACGCACAAGUUUAAGAGUAUUUUAAAGUUGUCAGGAGAUUUGUGUGAAAGUUGAAGUGUAUCAGUGUCACAGGAAGAAAAAGGCCUCAGGGGGAACUACUUUUCUCUGGCCGUAGCCAGCAUGCAGUGCAUUGCAUUAGUCUGUAUGCAAUUAGAGCAAUAUUAUAAUUUCACCUUUGCACAAAUCUCUUCCAUUAUAUGAAGAAUUUAAAUAUUUACUGAUAUUGAUAUCUCACAAUGCAAUGUUUAAAAUCGCCUUCAAAUAAAUUCAACAAUUUCUUAUA